Molecule: messenger RNA, 836 nt
Organism: Diabrotica balteata
Lineage: Eukaryota; Metazoa; Arthropoda; Insecta; Coleoptera; Chrysomelidae
Source: the annotation of a GenBank genome assembly
ACAGUGAACUUGAACACCACAAAAACAACAUGUUCGUAAAACUGGCUGUACUCGCUUGCUCUUUGGCCGUAGCAUCAGCGGCCUACAAUGGUCCCUUGGCAGGAGGCCAACCUGCAGCUCUCUACCCCGCGGGAGUGGACCCUAAGGCUUGUCCCAAUUUCCCUGACUGUUCAAACCCAGCUGUAGCUGUCAAUCAAGUACCCGAACAAGUCGUGCCACAAUAUUCUCAAUACCAAGCUCAACCACAAUACCAACAACAAUACCAACCUCAAUACCAACCACAAUACCAACCCCAACCUCAACAAUACCAAUCCCAAUACCAACCUCAAGCUCAAUUCGCCCCACAACAAUACAAUCCCGUUGUACCUCAACAAUACGCUCAAGCUCAACAGCAACAACAAUACUCUCCUGAUGUACAAAACGCUUUAGACCGUGGUGAAUACAUCGGUGAUGGAGAUUAUCACGGUGAAGGCCUUGCUGAAUCUCUAGCUCCUGGAUAUGCUGGUGCUCCACAACAAGCUGCUUACAACUCAGCUCCAGUAGCUUCCCAAUAUGCUCAAGCAGCUUACAACCCAGCUCAAUACAACCAAGCUGGAGCACACGCUCAACCUGCUCAAAUUCCAGCUGGAGUAGAUGCCAGAUCCUGCCCUAACUAUCCAUUCUGUCAUUAGUAGCUGUAUAAAGUUUUGUAUUUUAUUUUCCCACUACCAAGUACGACUGCCAGCUGACAACAUGUUGUUGGAUAUACUUUUAGUUGUAAGGUAUAUGUUUCCUCCUUGUAGAUAAUCUCUUGUGUAAAUUAUUUUAUACAAUUUUAAUAAAAUAUAUAAUAACAA